AUGCUGUUUCUUGCUCACACCCCCGGCGCCUACACCCCCGGCGCCUACACCCCCUGUGCUCACACCCCCAGUGCUCACACCCCCGGCGCCUACACCCCCGGCGCCUACACCCCCUGUGCUCACACCCCCAGUGCUCACACCCCCAGCGCCUACACCCCCAGCGCCUACACCCCCAGCACCUACACCCCCAGCACCUACACCCACAGCACCUACACCCCCAGCGCCUACACCCCCAGUCGCCUAACCCCAAGCGCCUACACCCCCAGCACCCACACCCCCAGGGCUCACACCCCCAGCGCCUACACCCCCAGCGCCUACACCCCCAGCACCUACACCCCCAGCACCUACACCCCCAGAUUCUACACCCCCAGCACCUACACCCCCAGCGCCUACACCCCCAGAUUCUACACCCCCAGCACCUACACCCCCAGCACCUACACCCCCAGCACCUACACCCCCAGAUUCUACACCCCCAGCACCUACACCCCCAGCACCUACACCCCCAGCGCUCACACCCCCAGAUUCUACACCCCCAGCGCCUACACCCCCAGCGCCUACACCCCCAGCGCCUACACCCCCAGCACCUACACCCCCAGCACCUACACCCCCAGCGCUCACACCCCCAGAUUCUACACCCCCAGCGCCUACACCCUACACCACCUGCAGCCGACAACCCAGCGUGAUAUGCCUUCCAUCGCCCUCUCACACCUCAGUCUCACUCUUAUACGUCUCAAUCUCACACGUCUCACUCUCACACGUCUCACUCUCACACGUCUCACUCUGCAGCUUCCUGAUGAAGACCUUCCGGUUCCCCAGACCGCCGACACUUCCUGUUAG
Messenger RNA from Astyanax mexicanus (Mexican tetra), 837 nucleotides. RefSeq lists its product as uncharacterized. Bases 1 to 837 code for a protein of 278 amino acids. Lineage: Eukaryota; Metazoa; Chordata; Actinopteri; Characiformes; Acestrorhamphidae. The transcript is spliced from 3 exons. The record is from RefSeq and is a predicted model, not a curated record.